CGAAAGGAAUGCCAACUUUCGACGUGUCGAUAACGAUCAAAUUAUUAGUGUGAAAGUAGUGAAGAAUCAUUUCCGGUUUUGAGACGUGGAGAGUUGUGAAUGUAAACGAAAGCCUCAUUUGAAGGAUUUUUUGAGGCUAAAAUUAACCACCGUCUAGAAUAACCAUGGUGAGUCGAUUGAAACUUCAGUACUGCAAGAUAAUCCUGGCCACGUCCCUUGUCUGGUUCCUGCUUGAUGUCGUCCUACUCAUGUACUACACAGACUGUGCCACGCACGCGUCCGUUGACUGUCAGAACACAAAUAACAAUGAGAAACCAGUCAAAAAAUCUGAGGAGUCGUUGUUGCAGAGGAUUUUACCAAAAGAGCCUGUCGCCCCGGACGAACCAGCAGGCAUUCCACCCACCCGCAUCAAAUACAUAACACCGACAAAAAUGCCCAAACCAAAAGAGCCCCCAAAGCCACAUAAACUGCCUGAUUUUAUUCCAGGUCUGAUGGGCCGGCCAAGUAUGCCUGGUGACAUGGGAAAGCCUGUCAGUAUCCCAGCAGAUAGACUGGAGGAAUCCAAGGACAAGUUCAAGAUCCAUCAGUUCAACCUUGUGGCUAGUGAUAUCAUGUCCCUCAAUAGAACCCUGCCAGAUUACAGGAUCCCUGGGUGUCGAAAUAAGAAGUACCCUCCAGUUUCCAAGCUGCCAGACACGAGUGUAGUGAUUGUAUUCCAUAAUGAGGCCUGGUCUACACUGCUACGUACCAUCCACAGUGUGAUCAACCGCUCUCCACCCGAGCUACUGAAGGAGAUAAUUCUGGUUGAUGAUGCCAGUGAACACGAGGAGCUGGGAGAGAAGUUGGACGCCUACCUGGCUACGCUGCCGGUCCACUGUUACGUGCUGCGUACAGAGGAGCGCACAGGGCUCAUACGAGCACGACUCAAAGGUGCUGCCAAGGCAAAGGGCAAGGUCAUCACAUUCCUGGAUGCUCACUGUGAGGCCACGGAGGGCUGGCUGGAACCUCUCAUGGCAGAGAUCUACCAUGACAGGACCUCAGUGGCGUGUCCCAUUAUAGACGUGAUCAGUGAUGACACGUUUGAGUACAUCACGGGGUCAGACAUGACGUGGGGUGGGUUCAACUGGAAACUGAACUUCCGCUGGUACCCUGUUCCACAGCGAGAGCUGGACAGACGUGCUGGGGACCGCUCACAGCCUGUGAGGACACCCACCAUGGCCGGGGGUCUAUUCUCCAUAGACCGAGACUACUUUUACGAAGUGGGAUCGUAUGACGAGGGCAUGGACAUCUGGGGAGCAGAGAAUCUGGAGAUGUCAUUCAGAGUGUGGAUGUGCGGUGGUAAGGUGCUGAUUGUCACCUGCUCCAGGGUGGGUCAUGUGUUCAGGAAGACUUCGCCGUACUCUUGGCCAGGGGGCGUCGCCAAGAUCAUCAAUCACAACACACAGAGGAUCGUGGAGGUGUGGAUGGACGAGUACAAGGACUUCUUCUAUAAGAUCAACCCUGGCGUUAAGAACACAGAGUAUGGCGAUGUGUCGGCACGGAAGGAGUUCAGAGAGAACAAGCAGUGCAAGAGUUUUAAGUGGUACCUGGAGAACAUCUACCCUGAGUCACAGAUGCCUGUCGAGUACCAUGCACUGGGAGAGAUCAAGAACAAGCAGACAGGGGGUUGUGUUGACAGUAUGGGACGUAAGUCGGGAGAGAAAGUUGGCCUGGUCCACUGUCACGGCAUGGGGGGAAACCAGCAAAAUCCCAACCAGGUGUUUGCCUUUACGGGUAAGGGUCAACUAAUGAUGGAUGAUAACGUAUGUAUCACGUCAGCGCGGGGCGUCAUAAAGUUCCAGACGUGCGAGGCAGAUGGCCCCAAGUGGGACUAUAACAAAGAGACUCACGAGUUACGGCACGUGAACAGUAAUCAGUGUCUAGGAAAGGCGAGCGAUGCAGACAAAGAGGCGCCCUCUAUAGGCCCUUGUGACGGUUCAGAGGGACAGAAGUGGACAUUUUCUGACAUGAAAAUGUGACAUACUUGAGUGAUA
Molecule: messenger RNA, 2033 nt
Organism: Dreissena polymorpha
Lineage: Eukaryota; Metazoa; Mollusca; Bivalvia; Myida; Dreissenidae
Product: polypeptide N-acetylgalactosaminyltransferase 13-like
Exons: 16
Coding region: 165-2018 (617 amino acids)
Cellular component (GO): Golgi apparatus
Source: RefSeq, a predicted model, not a curated record